AUGACGUUUUGUGAUGAACAGCGAAUAGCGUCGUGAGAAAGGGCAAAAAUGCUUUCGGAAGCAUAUGCUGGAAUAGCUAUUAGAACAUGUGAUCUGUCCAGCAAGGCCUGUGCCAAGGCUAUAGGCCUGUGCACAAGUCGCGGCAUUGUUGUUGUGUGCGUCUUAUACACUAUAAGGCACUGAGUGAUUGCUGUUCAUCAAAACUUCUUCAGACAUCAGUCAGCCAAUAGGUAUCCAGGUUCAAACAUGGCUUUGAGAUUCCUGAUUAAAACGAUAACGCCGGUUGAGAGGAUGACUGCUUCGCUCGGCUUCAGGUCCUGCGCGGGCGUCAAGACUGCUCCGCCUGGAACCAGCGGCGCUCUCCCUGAGCGCCCCAAAAAGCCCGCCUCGGGCUAUGUGCAGUUUGUUACCGACACCAUACCACGGCUACGGCAACAGAUGCCGGACGCCAAGAGCUCGGAGAUGAUGACCAAGGCCUCGGCAUUGUGGAGGGACCUGGACACGGCGACCAAAAAACGCUACAAUGACGCCUACUCGGCAAACAAGGAGAAAUGGCUGGCGGACAUGGCGCGAUUCGAGGCAUCUCUCAGUGCGCAGACGCGCGAUCAGCUGAUGAUGGCCGAGCGAAAAGCGCGCGAUGAGCGACGAGAGAGCCGGGAGAGGCGGCAAAGGAAACGGCAGAUGAAUGAACGACAGAAACCGAGGAAACCGGCGAAUGCGUUCAUGUUGUACAUUCAGGACCGGCAGGCGACGAGGGGGGACAGGAGCCAGAAGGACUUUAUCGUUGAUAUGGCCAAGGAGUGGGCUAACAAACCCGAGUCCGAGCGAGCAUCUUACGUCAAACGGUAUACCGAGGCCAAGGAGCAGUACCAGAAGGCCCUGGUGGCCUGGGAGGGACAGAUGAUCAAGGAGGGCCGAGCAGACCUCGUGAGGACCGGCUCUCAGCCCGUCAUCGACACCGACGAAGUCCCCAAGUCUCGUCGAUAGGACGCAACCGGCGGAGACAGCGGCAGACAGACAGACAGCAGACGCAAACAGGGAGAGCGACCGGGAAUCGAACCCGAAUCGGCACAGGGAAAUUCACGCAGUGUUGUAUCAAAGAGCCGUGAGAAAGACUUAGGUGAUGCUGGAGCUAGGAAAGGGAUUAACGCAAAGACGCGUGCAGUGAAAAGUGGCAAAACGAAUAUUGCAAGUGGUUUAAAGAACAGCGAAAUCACUGAUGAGACAUUGCCGAGUGUCACGAAAAGCGAGAAAUUGGCUGGAAAGGGGAAGAAGAAAAAGAAAGGUAAAGCUCAAGCAGGACGCGUAAGUGAAAUGGACUCUACGGGUGUCAUGCAUUCCGGCGGCAAAGUCGGAUCGAAAGCGAAAACUGCGGUUGGCUCGGGAAUCGAACCCGCGGCUGUGGAGGAGAUUGAAGUCAAAGAAAAGUCUGUCGAUAAGGACAGUACGAGCGGUGAAAUGAGCUCCCAAAAAGAGAAAAGGGGAUAUGUUGUUGAGCCGACUAAACGAAAAAGAAAGCCAGUACAAACGAAAUUAGGAAAGGGCAAAGCAGCGAAACAUGUGGAUGAAGAACUUGGAAGAGUAAGGGCGAAAAACGCCUCCUCAACAAUCAGCAAAGCUAUGAAGAAAACCGGCAAAGAGCCGUUGAAAUUAGCUGAAAUAGGGGAAAGCAAUGAAAGGAAACCCCGGAAGACAAAAAACAAAACUGCGAAAAACGUUGAAAACAAAUCGACGCGAACUGUGGAAGAGCCAGUAAAGAACGACCAGCAAACUGCCAGCAGUAAAGUCGCCACUGAAUUUAAGCCUUGUGUAGCUGAAUCCAAAGGUCAGCUGAAUCCUGAACCCUCGUCAAAGUCGUCAUCGCUUAUGGUGACUCACGCUGAUGACUUCGACCGGUCUUCGGAGGACACGAGGAAGAAAGAAACUAAGGAGAAACUGGCGCGAUGCGGGAAAGAAGUGAUUAAGAGCGUGGAAAGAGACGAAGUGAGAGAAAUGGGUGGUGAGAUUUACGGAGGGUGCCGUGAGGAAAUUGAUGGACAGAUUAACUCUGAGGAAUUGACGAGAUUGGAGACUGUGUCGGAUGAGGAGACGGGUGAUUUAGUGUCGCUCGAAGAGCUGUUUGAGGCUAUGGCCAACGUCACUUGUAUUCGUGACGUCAUUGGAUGUAACGGGACCUUUCAAUGCGUUUUCCCGGCUGAGAGACCAGACUGAGUAAGGCUGUGGUGUACGAACGUGCGAUUUGAAACGAUGUGAUGUGAUGCACCUUUUUCGUAAACUGGCGUCCCGAUUUGUACGAAUCGUGUUUUUGUAUACGUUUACCACACUGAUGGGCUGUGUGCUCUUUGGCUUCACACAAGCCGUCGUGGAUUUUUGUGUUUCUGGUCUACAUAUAGUUGCGUCGGAUGCCUCUCUAUGAAAAGCGUGUCUCUCGCCAUUUACACUGUCCUACGUAUGUUGAUUUCAACAUAAGUUCUGUCCGCCACUGCCUCCGCCACCGCUUUGUAAACGCGUGUUGUAAACACACGCGUCGUGUUGCUUUUGUAGCCUGUGUUUUUGUGUUGUGUAAACUCUGGUCUGUGUUGUGUUGGAUUAGUUACAAAAAUGUCACGAAAUGGUCGCCUCAUGUCAGACCGUUGCGAUUUUCUCUGUGGCAGCCAGGGAAACGAGUACCUAUUUUCAGAGCUUUUGUGCGAUUUGCAGUGGAUGAGAGCUAGCGCGGUGUACUUUGUAGAGUGCAUGAUCUGGAAGGUCGACCCGUGUGGCGUUGUCGGAGACAAUACAGACACCUUUUCGA
Amphibalanus amphitrite is the source of this 2794-nucleotide messenger RNA. RefSeq names its product transcription factor A, mitochondrial-like. Lineage: Eukaryota; Metazoa; Arthropoda; Thecostraca; Balanomorpha; Balanidae. The record is from RefSeq and is a predicted model, not a curated record. The transcript has 8 exons. The coding region runs from base 247 to 987 and encodes 246 amino acids.